CAUUUAAUAAACCAUUCUUCACCAUCCAUUAUAUCACAAAAACUUUUUUUUUUCUCUUCUCAUUUUUCCUCUAUUCUUUGCAAAAAAAAAAAAAGAAAAAAAGAAUCAAACUUGAUAGAAAUUAUCAGGGUAUUUUUCUCAUCUGGUUUUAACAUUUUUGAUUCAAGAAAGGCACAAAUGUUGGGUGGACAAGUAAUAACUGAUCCAGCAGGCGAAAUCAAAAUAAGUUUUGGAUAUCACUGUAAUAACAGCACGGAUGAUUCCGGCGAGGAAUCAGAUGUUAGCGACAUUCGUCCUGGAAGUAAACUUCGAAGAGCCAACGGUUCCUUCUCUUGCCUGUCUGGGGCAGCUCUAAGUGCCAAUGCCACACUAGCAAACACAAAUAUUUGCAACGGAUUGCUCGGGGCUGAGAUACUUCCCGCACUUGAUUCACCUACUUCUUUCCGCCGGAUACUCUCGUCUCCGUCCUUCUCGAAGUUGGAUUUAUUAUCGUCUUCUUUUCAGAGUAGCUUGUCAAACUUAAGUUGUAGUCCAUCCUCUCCAAGUGAGCUAGCUGAAGACAAUUCAUGUUCAUUGAGAUCCACGAGUGCUCCGUCUAGGUGUGAAAGCUUCCUUAAUGCAACAGAAGUUAAAAUUGCAGGCGGUGCAGCGGGUGAAGACAGAGUUCAGGCUGUUUGUUCAGAAGAGAACGACUCGCUUUUCUGUGCCGUAUAUGAUGGAUUUAAUGGAAGAGAUGCAGCUGAUUUUCUGGCUGGAACAUUGUACGAAACAAUUAGACAUUACCUCGGUUUAUUGGACUGGGAUGGGCUUCCUUAUUUAGAGGUGGAAAAGUCGUGUACCUCUUUUAAGCAAAGGGUACUUAAUAGCAUGGAACAGGCUCUUAUUCAAGCUGAGAACGAUUUCCUUCACAUGGUUGAACAAGAAAAGGAUAACCGCCCUGAUUUAGUAUCGAUUGGAUCCUGUGUAUUAGUUGUACUUCUACUUGGGAAGAACAUGUAUGUGCUUAAUGCAGGAGAUAGUCGAGCUGUAUUGGCAACUUCUGGUGAUCAAGGCUUCGGUACUAAUAGUGAUGGACAGUUGCAAGCUGUGCAGCUGACUAUUAGUCAUACUGUCGAUAAUGAAUCUGAAAAAAUUCAACUAUUAAAGAAGCAUCCCGACGAUCGCUCAACAAUCGUGGGUGGGAAAGUUAAGGGAAAGCUAAAGGUUACUCGGGCACUUGGAGUCGGUUACUUGAAAAAGAAAAGUAUGAAUGAUGCUUUGAUGGGCAUUCUUCGUGUCCGGAAUCUAAUUAGUCCUCCAUAUAUUUCUGUACAACCGUCUCUGACUGUACAUGAAAUAUCAAGUUCUGAUCACUUCGUUGUACUUGGAAGCGAUGGUCUAUUUGACUUCUUCAACAAUGAUGAUGUUGUAAAGCUUGUCUAUUCUUAUAUCCUACAUCACCCUUUCGGUGAUCCAGCCAAAUUUCUCGUGGAGCAGCUCGUCAUGCGAGCAGCAGAUUCUGCAGGAUUUAGCAAGGAAGAGUUGAUGAGCAUACCAGCUGGUAGGAGGAGGAAAUAUCAUGAUGAUGUGACAGUAAUUGUGAUAAUCCUAGGAAUGAACAAACGCACCUCAAAAGCAUCAACGCGUCUGUGAAAUUUUGUCAAUCUGAAGAACAAUUUUGUCAAUUUUGUUCCAUUUUAUUUUGUAGUUUGACACUGCGGUAAGGAAAGUUUGGGGUGGGGGAAUUGUUUUUGCUUAUAUUAGAAUUUAGAAGUGUUAUGUUAUUCACCAUUUCUGGAUUUGUUCGAACUUGUUCUGCAAAAAAAAGACCUUCACUUCAUUUGUAAACUAUAUGUAUAGUUUUGCUCAUCAUUUUCAUGAAUAAGAGGAAGUGUUGGAUUUUCUUUGAGCA
This is a messenger RNA of Lycium barbarum (goji berry), 1891 nucleotides long. Its product is annotated as probable protein phosphatase 2C 40. The coding region runs from base 178 to 1632 and encodes 484 amino acids. Lineage: Eukaryota; Viridiplantae; Streptophyta; Magnoliopsida; Solanales; Solanaceae. The record is from RefSeq and is a predicted model, not a curated record. Gene Ontology annotation, molecular function: protein serine/threonine phosphatase activity. Gene Ontology annotation, biological process: protein dephosphorylation. The transcript is spliced from 5 exons.